Molecule: messenger RNA, 1303 nt
Organism: Sorghum bicolor (sorghum)
Lineage: Eukaryota; Viridiplantae; Streptophyta; Magnoliopsida; Poales; Poaceae
Product: salutaridine reductase
Exons: 5
Coding region: 81-995 (304 amino acids)
Cellular component (GO): membrane
Source: RefSeq, a predicted model, not a curated record
UAGUGUCUCCAAUCUCCUCUCUACGCACGUGACCUUUUACACCGUCUUGUGCAAGAAUUAGCUUUCAGUUGCAUAAUAAUAUGGAAGGACGCACAGGCAACCAAUCUGAGAAGCAGGUCGCUGUGGUUACAGGAGGGAACAGAGGAAUUGGCCUAGAAAUAUGCAAGCAACUGGCUUCCAAUGGAGUCACUGUAGUAUUGACAGCAAGGGAUGAGAAGAGGGGCGCCGAAGCUGUCAGCACGCUUGGGCUAUCCAACGUCGUAUUUCAUGAGCUGGACGUCAGCGAUCCGUCGAGCGCUGCACGCUUAGCUGAUUUUAUCAAGGAGAAGUUUGGCAAGCUGGAUAUAUUGGUCAAUAAUGCAGGAAUUACUGGAACGACGUGGAGCGUCGGCGACCCAGAAAUUUUUCGUCAAAAGCUCGCGGGCAUGGAUUUCAUGGAGAGGAUCGAAACAAUCCAUAAGCACAUCACGGAACCUUAUGAGGAAGCAGAGAAGUGCUUGAGGACUAACUACCAUGGCAUCAAAGCUGUCACAAAAGCACUGCUUCCUCUUCUGCAGUCCUCAUCCCACGGAAGGAUUGUUAACAUGUCAUCUGACUAUGGACUACUCAGGUUUUUCAGUGGAGAUGAACUUAAAGCGGAGCUCAACAAUAUCGACAGCUUGUCUGAACAGAGGCUGGACGAGUUGUCCGAAUUGUUCCUCAGGGACUUCGACGAUGGCCUACUGGAGGCUCGAGGGUGGCCUACGGGAGGGUUCAGUGCAUACAAAGUGUCCAAGGCUCUUGUGAAUGCCUAUUCCCGGAUCCUUGCGAAGGAUCACCCGUCACUGUGCAUCAACUGCGUGCAUCCUGGCUAUGUCCAGACGGACAUGAACUUCCAUGCUGGGGAUCUCCCAGUCGAGGAGGGAGUACGGGGAGUUCUCAUGAUGGCGAUGGCACCUAAGGGAGGCGUCACUGGUGCGUACUUGGACAAAACCAAGGUCGUGUCAUUCGUGUAAUAUAUAAGCGCACACCGUUAGUUACAGGGCAAUUUUCACAACGUUUCUUGUGGAGUAUAUUGAUUGUAAUUUGGUUCAUUCUUAGGUUCCUUCAAGUCAGAAUUUGCGGUGUUCCCAGUACGUGCAAAAGAAAAGUUAUUACUUCCCCUGUGGUGCUCAAUGAAUAAACAAUCUUCUUUAAUCUCUUUGGUCUCGUUAAUUUUCUUUAUUUUUUCUUUUUUAUUUCUCGAAUCCCCCGACCUCAUUAGCCUUGUAAAAUUUGGUGGCUUCUACUUUUUAUUAAUAUACUAACAAAAGUAUCCGUGCAU